AGUUGCAAUCAUCGCAUUGAAUGGGUUGUCACGGGCGCGAGACACUACCAAUCGAUAGGAAAAGUCUUAGGCGUGCGUUUAUCAGCUUCAGCUACCCGAUGGCUGAUGAUGCCAUAAUCGGAAGUAGAAGGUGUAGGUGGAAAAAAAGCGAAGCCCUUUAACGAAGUGAUAAUCAUAGUUGCAAUAAUAAAAAUACAAUAACGGUCGCCAAUUUUCUGAAAAACUCAGAAACAAAAUAUAACACAAACGAAACCUUAUGUACACUGCAAUUACGACAUCGGUUCUCAUUAACUAAUACGGUUGUCAGAAAUUCAUUAAGUGGCGAAUAGAACAAACAACUAGUAUAUAACAAUCUAACGGCAUAAUUAAAUAAAAGAUAGGACACAAAGGGAAAUAAUGUUGCAUUUACAUAUUCAUUCACCUAGUGUUUGUUGUUGCUCUCACCUGUUAGUUUCGUGACUAGAGAGCAGUGCCCAAGGAUAUCGAGCAGAGCAAUGAACAAGAAACAUGAAAAAUUACAAUUUUAAUCAAUAGUUUUUGCCAGUAAAUUAUUUUAUUUUAUAAAAGUAGAAACGUAGCACUAAACAAGGUUUCGACUUGACUUGGCUGGUCUUCUCAUUUGGUGGGGAACACUGUUUGGUUAUAAUUGAUUACCGGAUCUGUUUUUCAGUGAAACACAUACAAUGACAAUUCCAAUAAGUUAAAACAAGAAUAAAUAAUUUAAGGCAUAAAUGCGAGACAGCCACCAACUGUCAAAAACACAACAGUAUCAUUCAUCACAUUUAUACAGCGCUUUAAAGCAGGGCAAAAACAAAUUGUUAUAUUUAACAGCGAGUAGUAUUUAAUUUCCAAAGCACUGAUGAGAUUUGGUUAUAACUCGCCGCAUUGUUCUAAUGUGUUUAAGUUUUACGAAUGUACUUCAAUUUUAAUAUCUAUUCUAACUGUUAACUAUUCCUCAAUUUAUUAUCCACUAAAAACUAUAGCUAAUCACUGGCUCGCUCGUGCGGAACUCGCUAAUUUAGUUUGCCGUAUUCGUGCUGCUUUCAAAUAAGUGAAGCCAUUAAAAUCCAAAAAACGUCUUUGUUAUUGUUUCGAGUUCAUAUCUACUUAUGAAUAUAUGUAUGUAUGUACGAGUGUUCAAGCAUAAGUCAUUCGGCACAGUGCAUUGCUGACAUGUUGCUACAAUAUUAUGUAGGUAAAUAUGUACUUGUGCAAGCGUGUGUGCAAAUAAGCGGCAAUUUGCGAAUCUGACAUUAAAUCGUCGCGGAGAUCAUCAUUUUUUUCUCACUUUAUUUAAUUCUAUAUGUUUUCGUAGUCGUUCCGUGCCUAGUGCGCCUCGUCUGUAUAUCAGAAAGAUGUGCGCCUCCUUAGAAAUAUGUACAUAUUAUUUUGCCGUGGGUAAAAAUUUGAAGAGUUUAUUUUUGAAUGACGACAGUGUCAGUGGUAGCGACUGCGCGAGUUUUCGAGUUUUUUAACGUGUGCCGGGUGAAAAUAUUGGCUAUUUGCCGCCAAGAAUAUUGGAAGCAUUUCGCCGUUUAUUCUCAACGCGGCCGAGUGUAGAUAUUUGAGGCGCGCUUCUCCGCCAUUGUUACAUACAUAUUAUUCUUAUACUUAUGUACAUUGAUGCGAAUUUUUAAGCAACAAAUGAAUAUUUAUUUUUAAUAAUGUUCUGACAUUGGAUUUGUCAUUGGCGACGGAAAGUUUCGUGUAAGCAAAUUUGAUUAUGCUAAUCGAAAAUUGUGUGUUAAAUUAAACGCAAAAAGCUAACUUAAUGCAACCGAAUUGAAAGCGCGCUAUAGUGCUUGUGAAAAUAAAUUGAGUCUUCCAGCGAAUUGCAUAAGUUAAUUAGUGCACCUGUAGGAAGCAGCUGCAGAAAGUGAAAAAAAAUCUGAUUUGAUUACAAGUGAACAGAGUGGUGUGACAACAACGUAAAUGCAUAUAACGGUACAAUAAUAAUAACAAUUCACCAUACAGUAGAUUUUACUUGUUGUUUCCCACACGCCAAAGUCCAGCAGCACAACCAUACAUACAUAUACAUACAGUAAAUUGGCGUGGCUUUUACUAGUUCCAACUAAACUAAAAAGGGCGUGGGAUACCCCUGCACAAUCGGCACCGUCUACUGCAUACGCACAUAGUACCAUAUACUUGUACUUGUAUAUACGCGUAUUGGAAUAAAAGCACCUCAGCGGCUCGCGGUACGCAGUAAAUAUGUCAGAGGAACAAGUUAAGCUUGACGCUCAUAAACAGGUGACCAGUCCAGAUGAUUUCGAAGAUCUCAGUCCAAUGCCACAAACGGCCGCCCCGCCUGUGCGACGACGUGGCGGUAUCUCAGCCGAGCCGGUCACUGAAGAAGACGCCACAAGUUAUGUGAAGAAAGUUGUCCCUAAGGAUUACAAAACAAUGGCCGCGCUCUCGAAGGCGAUUGCCAAAAACGUCCUAUUUUCGCAUUUGGAUGAAAAUGAGCGUUCGGACAUCUUCGACGCUAUGUUUCCAGUUACGCAUUUAAUGGGUGAGAACAUUAUUCAGCAAGGAGACGAAGGUGACAAUUUCUAUGUCAUUGAUCACGGGGAGGUUGAGGUCUUUGUGAAUUCCGAAUUGGUUACAACAAUUGGCGAGGGUGGAAGUUUCGGUGAGUUGGCGCUCAUAUAUGGCACCCCACGUGCAGCUACUGUACGAGCCAAAACCGAUGUAAAACUGUGGGGCAUCGAUCGCGAUUCCUAUCGCCGAAUUCUGAUGGGUUCCACCAUACGCAAAAGGAAAAUGUACGAAGAAUUCUUAUCACGUGUGUCAAUUUUGGAGAGUCUUGAUAAAUGGGAACGUCUUACUGUGGCCGACGCUUUGGAACCUGUGUCAUUCGAAGAUGGCGAAACAAUUGUCAAACAAGGUGAACCAGGCGAUGAUUUUUAUAUAAUUUUAGAUGGAACCGCGGUUGUACUCCAACGAAGAGCCGAGCAAGGAGAUGAACCUGCUGAGGUUGGUCGUUUGGGUCCAAGUGACUACUUUGGUGAGAUCGCUUUGCUGUUGGAUCGCCCCAGAGCGGCCACUGUGGUAGCCAGAGGACCGUUAAAAUGUGUUAAAUUGGAUAGAGCGAGAUUUGAGCGUGUACUGGGACUCUGUGCCGACAUUUUGAAGCGUAACAUCACGCAGUACAACAGUUUCGUUUCGUUAUCUGUUUAAGACAGCAAUUCAACAUUAAAGAGACUCCACAUUUACUUAGAUCGAAAUUUUUUGAGGUAGUAACUUUCAGUUGAGAAUAAUCAUUGAAUUGUGUCAUCUUAAUUAGCCAGCAAUUAAAUCAACGGAAAAUAUCUACCUACUAUCAAAUCUUAACCUUAAAAAUCAAAGACAACAAGUUAUCAAAAAAUUUGCAACAAAAAUGGAAAUAAAAAAAGAAUUUUAAACUCAAUACAAAACUGUGAGCAAUUGCACCGUAGAAACGUGGGCUGUUAAAAAAUAGAUGUUCGCAACAUAUGCAAUUUAGAAAAAGUAAAGAAAACAAAAAAAAAAACACAUCUUUAGGCUUUCGCAUACCUCUAAUUGGUCAUUUCAUUAUUCUUGGAAAAACAUCAACAAUUGCACAUUGCGUACUAAGUAUCAAGCCUUUACAAGUUUAUAAUUGCCUAUGCACAAAACCGUCACCGUCAGUGAGUGGGUUAGUGCCCCAUUUGCAUGGUUUUAUUACACUGUUUCGAAAGUAAAUGUCUUAAUAUGGUAAAGCGCGACAAAAUAUCGCAGCAAUUUGACGCUCUAUUCAAGCCACAAUAUUCAUAAUUAAUUUUGUUGUUUUUCGAUUUUCAAUACUUUCCAAGCUUUUAGAAUGUACACUAAAAUAGUUUUAUAAAAUUUUGCUUUCGGUCAAAAUUCAAAUACUUGUAAAUAUGUAAGACUUUAUUUGCGAAAAUAUAAAUAUCUACUGUUACAAACCUUCAAA
Messenger RNA from Bactrocera oleae (olive fruit fly), 3931 nucleotides. NCBI's taxonomy places the organism in Eukaryota, Metazoa, Arthropoda, Insecta, Diptera, Tephritidae. The record is from RefSeq and is a predicted model, not a curated record.